Molecule: messenger RNA, 1106 nt
Organism: Hevea brasiliensis (rubber tree)
Lineage: Eukaryota; Viridiplantae; Streptophyta; Magnoliopsida; Malpighiales; Euphorbiaceae
Product: LOB domain-containing protein 25-like
Exons: 3
Coding region: 445-948 (167 amino acids)
Source: RefSeq, a predicted model, not a curated record
GCUUUAUAAAAUCCCUCUUCACUAAAUGCUCUUUGCCUCUCUUUUCCUCUAAUCUCCUCACCUUUUGCGACUGUAUUUGCAGGUUUCUCUCUCUGCCCUAUAACUAGGGUUUCCUCUCUUAUUGAACUCUCACAUCUAAUAGUAAAGCUAGUUCUCAAGGAAUUUUCGUCUCUCUCUCUCUCUCUCUCUCUCUCUUUCUCUCUCAAUGGUUGCAUAGUCUUUUCUUCCUUUGGACAAGCAAACUAUAGAUCUUGAAGGAGCCUAGAGCAAAAUAUAAGGGUAGCAUUCCUGUUCUCCUCCUGAUCAAAGAAACCUAGUCACAGAAAAAAGGCCAAAAAAGUUAAAAGAAAAGAAGAUUGGAAGUUGCUGUGCGCGCUUCAUGAAAAAAGUGGCUAAGUUUUCUUGGUGUUUUGUGACUCUAUUUUCCAGCAUAUUACAUAGUGGAUGGCUUCUUCUAGCUAUUCAAAUCCUCCAUGUGCUGCUUGCAAGUUCUUGAGGAGAAAAUGCUUGCCAGAUUGCAUAUUUGCACCAUAUUUCCCACCUGAAGAGCCUCAGAAAUUUGCCAAUGUUCACAAGAUAUUUGGUGCAAGCAAUGUGAGUAAGCUGCUGAAUGAGGUCCUUCCUCACCAGAGAGAAGAUGCAGUGAACUCUCUUGCCUAUGAAGCUGAGGCAAGGAUGAAAGAUCCAGUGUAUGGUUGUGUUGGUGCCAUUUCAGUCCUCCAAAGGCAAGUCAUUAGACUUCAAAAGGAAUUAGAUGCUACAAAUGCUGAUUUGAUCAGGUAUGCUUGUAAUGAAAUCCCAUCAACAUUUGGAAGAUUUAGGAUGGGUCAUGGAGGAUCAUCUUCUGCUACUUCUUAUGAUCAAAAUUCUGCUCUUUAUUAUCCUUCUCCUUGGAAUAAUGACACUUGUGGUGACACUCAAGAGAAAAGAGAUCAUGGUAGCUUUUAGAUUUAUUUUUAAUUCAUCUUAUUUUAUUUUAUGUGCAAUAUUUUUAGUUGUAGCUAGAUACCCAUUUAGGGUUUCUUCUGUAAAAUUAAUUGCUAGCUUUGUACUAUGCAUGUUAUGUCAUUAAAAAAAAUAAUAUAUGGUUUGCUAUCUUGUAAAAA